UUCGUGCCCUCGACGCUCCGAGACGGCCCAAAACGCCUCCAAGAUCGCCUGACGACGGCCCAGAAAGCUUGCCGCAGGCCUGGCAAGGGCAAAGCUGGCCUCCAGCCUUCAGGUCGACCAUCUGCGGCAGUGAAAUAGGACCUGCCCACUUGGAGCGGUCCGAGACUGCGUACGCACCGAAUACUGCAACCGCGCUGCGCAGCGCUCCGUGCCUAGAGAAGAAAGCAGAGAGAAAAGGAGAGGAGACGAGGAGGAGAAGACGAGGAGGAGGAGGAGGAGCAAUUUUCGCCGCACGGCGCAGAUCCAAGCGGCUCGGUGGCGGCCCCCUGUAACGGACGGCUCCCCCCGGCAGGACAAGCAGGGUGGGCCGCGCAGCAGGGCCCUUGAAAGCUUCUCCAGGCCCAUGCAUGCAGAUCCAGGGCCCAGCGCUCGAGAACUGCUGCUUGAGGGCGACCAACGGCCCGACAGGCGUUGGCAGCCAACUAUAAAAAAAGCAAGCCCGCGCAGGCCUGCCUCGGGCAACGUCGAACGUUCGAGAACUGGCGCAUCAAGAGGCGGGUGGCCGACAGGAUGCGUAUGCGCGCAUGCGCGCUCAGGGAAGUCUGCUAUUGGCAGGUUCUGAGCGGCGGGGACUCGCCACUCCGCGCGGGGGAGGAGUGCUCGCCCUCCGCAGGUGCAAAAAAUCCAAUCAAAACAUCGUCGCCCGCCUCAGCGCAGCGGCGAGUCGCCGUACAGAGCCCAGUCACCCCAGGCCUGGCCCGUCAGGCCGUUCUGGAAGAACAUGCCGAUGAUGGCCAUCAUGGCGAGCCUGCCGUUGUUGAUCUCGGCGAGCAGCUUCUUCUCCUUGGUCUCCUUGUCCGCGAUGCUGGCGCCGCCGGGGAGGCCCAGGGGGUCCCAGAAGCCCAGCGGCGGGCACGCGCCGAGCUGCGUGGAGAUGUCCAGCACCGGGGCCUUCGCCGCACGCAGCGGCGAGUCGCCGUACAGAGCCCAGUCACCCCAGGCCUGGCCCGUCAGGCCGUUCUGGAAGAACAUGCCGAUGAUGGCCAUCAUGGCGAGCCUGCCGUUGUUGAUCUCGGCGAGCAGCUUCUUCUCCUUGGUCUCCUUGUCCGCGAUGCUGGCGCCGCCG
Prorocentrum cordatum is the source of this 1126-nucleotide messenger RNA. NCBI's taxonomy places the organism in Eukaryota, Dinophyceae, Prorocentrales, Prorocentraceae. The record is from the annotation of a GenBank genome assembly.